AUGUCAGCAAGCAGUUCCCCCAACCGCGGUCCUACGAUCAUUGCUGUAACCUCCUGGACCCUCGCCUUAACCAGCGUCAUUGUUGCUGCUAGGUUAUUCUGCCGGACUCGUAUCGUGCGAAGGGUGACAUGGGACGACUACUUCAUUAUAGUUGCUUGGUGCAUCGCUUUUGCUCUUACCUUCUCUAUUGGUAUGGCUGCUGGUAGGGGACUUGGCCGUCAUGAUAAAGAUAUACCUAGCCAGGAUUGGGUUACUCUGCGUAACUGCGAAUAUGCCUUCUCGAUUUUAUAUAACCCUGCCUUGAUGGCCACCAAGACAUCCGUUCUAAUCUUCUACCUUCGCCUGUCCAAAAAUACACAAAGAGUGAUGCGGAUAGCUUCAUGGGCUGUCCUAACUAUUGUUAACCUAGCGGGAGUGGUCCUAACCUUUAUAAACCUCUUUCAGUGCCGUCCAGUCGCCGCGGCAUAUGAUACGGUUACGGAGCCGGCGUAUUGCAUUCCGUUGCUAACCCAAUUCCUAUGCUCGGCGCCCGUCAAUGUUUUGACAGACCUCGCGAUAUUGGCUUUACCAUUACCCGUCCUUACUAGUAUGAGGUUACCGCGACGACAGAAAAUCAUCUUGAUCUUUACGUUUGCUUUGGGAAUAUUCGUCACUGUCGUCGAUGUCGUUCGGAUCUACUAUCUAGAGCAGGCUAUUACUAUGACCUCUACAGAAAUCGAGAGCGAGAAGGGGCCGAUCAUCGGACAUUCACCUGAGUUUGCCUGGAACGCAUCACUCUCAUUCAUGUGGUCGUCUCUCGAAGUUAAUGUGGGCAUAGUUUGUGCGUGCAUUCCGACACUAAAGCCACUCAUUCGCCGCAUCUUACCCGCCAUGCUGGUCGACCCUAAUGGAACCCGAGCGUAUGAGAAAGGCUCCUCGACGGAUGGGAAUGUAAGCUCAAAUAAUGCCCGACCACCCACUGCAGGUAUCUUCGCCGAUGGCAAUAUUACACCACCAGCCCCGACGCAUUUCGGAGGUAGACAGGAGAGUCAGGUCUCCUCGAUCGAUUUCAUGACUACACCGGACAUAGGCUUCAAUACUCAUUCCCCCGACCCACUUAAUAGAUCGCCCACUAUUUUGACGAGCGCCACUGGAACCUUCUCGAUGACGGAGAACUCGGUCUAUUUCGGAUUCGUAAACAUGCGUCGACCCAAGAGCAUGAUCAGAACCUCAGUUCGCGACUCAUUCAAAUAUUGUACCAUAGUCAUUAUCCUAUUUUUGCUAUGGGGGUUUUCCUAUGGCCUGUUAAAUCAGCUCAAUAACGCCGUCUCUACCGUUUCGGGCAUGUCGACCGCCGAAACUAUAGGGCUUUCGUCGAUGUACUUCGGAGGAGGAUAUCUACUCGGCCCGUUGCUCGUUGGAGAAUGGAUUCUACGACAUGACGAACACACUAGGUCUGGAAAGAAAACCAACGGUCCAGAUCAUAUUGGUGGCUAUAGGGCAACAUUCAUAGUGGGACUCUGCUUCUACGGUGUGGGGACGAUUAUGUUCUGGCCUAGUGCUGUCCUCGCUUCGUUCGCCGGCUUCAUGGUCUGCAACUUCGUCGUCGGAUUUGGCCUUUCAAUUAUAGAGACUGGGGCCAAUCCGUUUAUCGUCUUCUGCGGUCCAAUGGAUUAUGCCGAGAUGAGACUCUGUCUAGCCCAGGGAAUCCAGGCCGUUGCAACUGUUUUAAGCGGACUUCUAGCUGAGAGAGUCUUCUUUACUAAGCUUGAAACGAAUACUUCUACCAUUACAAACCCAGGGUCGCUACUGGACGUCCAGUGGACAUAUUUAGCUAUUACACUCCUGUGUGCGGCACUGGCACUUUUCUUCUAUUACAUGCCAUUACCAGAGGUCACCGACACCGAGAUGGAGACCUCCACGCGAUACCUUCCGGUUGACCCUAAAAAGCGAAGUUUUGGCGGGUUACAACUUCGAACAUGGACUCUAGCAUUGGCCGUUUUAGCCCAAUGGGCCACGGUUGCCGGCCAGGAAAGCAUGAGCAUCUUUUUUCAGAAAAUCAUUACGCCGAAACUCGUUGUGCAUACAGCCAACGGCCAGUCGAUAGAAUCGCUACUCUCUCCGAUAGGGCUUACUCUUUCCAUUCCGGAUUACCUUUUAAUCUCCCAUACUUCUUUUGCUCUCUCGCGUUUUCUGGCGGCAUACCUCGCCUUUUUAUCUCCAACGCACCCAAAAGUCCCACAACCACGUACCAUAUUAGGCAUUACCACCGGACUUAGUAUUCUCUCUGGUAUCGCUGUGGUUACCCUCCGUCCAGAGAACCCAAACUUGGUUGUCAUUCCGGUAGUCCUUUUUUAUUUCUUUGAAGGUCCCUUGUGGCCUCUUAUAUUUGCCCUCGGACUUCGCGGUCAAGGCCAACGCACCAAACGGGCGGCGGCAUAUAUCACCAUGGGUGCUUCUGGGCCGGCGUUCUGGCCAUUCGUGAUAUAUGCGGCGAUUCAACAAGGCGGUAGUGUUCAAACAGCCUUUGCCGUGGUUCCUGCGCUUUUUGUUCUAUCAGGAUUCUUUCCCUUCUUCUUGGACAUGAAGAAAGAUGCCCGAGCCUUAGUUGACACUCGUUUUGGUGCCGAGAACCAAUCAAGAAUACAAGAUCGUGCAAACCGGGACAUGGAUCUUGACACCAUACUUGAAGCGCGGCGUCGAGCAUCGAUAGCUGGCCUGGCAGCCGAUGACGAGAAGGCCGGGUUUUUCAAGAGGCUCUCAAUUGCAUUGAGCAAAGGUAGCAGCGCACUCCCCGGUCGAAAAGAAUCGGACCCGCCUACUUCAGAGCACCGCGAAGCAAGUAGUGGAAGCCCUGGUUGA
This is a messenger RNA of Annulohypoxylon maeteangense, 2841 nucleotides long. RefSeq names its product MFS general substrate transporter. The coding region runs from base 1 to 2841 and encodes 946 amino acids. The record is from RefSeq and is a predicted model, not a curated record. The transcript is spliced from 2 exons. Lineage: Eukaryota; Fungi; Ascomycota; Sordariomycetes; Xylariales; Hypoxylaceae.